Arxiozyma heterogenica is the source of this 1089-nucleotide messenger RNA. RefSeq names its product Swd3p (gene SWD3). Gene Ontology annotation, molecular function: protein binding. Lineage: Eukaryota; Fungi; Ascomycota; Saccharomycetes; Saccharomycetales; Saccharomycetaceae. The transcript has a single exon. The coding region runs from base 1 to 1089 and encodes 362 amino acids. The record is from RefSeq and is a predicted model, not a curated record.
AUGUUUACCUUUGUUAAGGAAUGGAAGUUGAAUACUAAAAAUCCUGUAGCUACAUCCAAUUUUUCGCCCGAUGGUACCCGUUUAGCAAUAGUACAAGAUUUAAAUAUUUUGAUCUAUGCAAUUACUACUAGAAAAAAUGAUACUGGAGAUCAAAUCGAUAUUAUUCCGUUGACCCAGCUUACUACAUCUCAUACAUGCCCAAUUUCAGAUCUGUUAUGGUCCCCUGAUAGCCAAUGUAUUGCCACUGCAUCAGAUGAUUAUACUAUAGAGAUUACUCACUAUCAUUAUGGUCAUUUGCAUAGACUAAUUGGUCACACAGCUCCAGUAACAAACUUAACGUAUAACCCUUAUGGUAAUUUAUUAUAUUCUUCAUCAAUGGAUGAGAGUAUUAAAGUCUGGGAUGUUCUAAACGGGACCUUAUUGAAAACAAUAUCUGCACAUUCAGAACCUGUCGUUUCAAUCAAUAUAUCUGAAGGAGAUCCAAGUAUACUGUGUUCAGGCUCCUAUGAUGGUUUGAUCCGUCUAUUUGAUUCUCAAACUGGUCACUGUUUAAAGACUUUAACUUACGAUAAAGAUUGGAAAAGAGAAAAUGAAGGUGUUAUACCUAUAAUUAAAGUGGAAGUUUCGUUUAACGGUAAGUAUAUCCUUGUUAAAUCACUGGAUGGUAUCAUCAAAAUUUGGGAUUGUGUUUGUGGUGACGUUAUCCGUGUGUUUCAUUCUAAAAAUAUUAAUAGUAAUGAAGAUGGAAGCGCAUCUGAAAGAGAAAAUCAAGAUGGAAAUAGUACGUUUUUGAAGUAUUCCACAGAUUGUAGAUUAUUUUAUCCAAAGAAUCCAAACACAGAUCCAUUGGUAAUUAGUGGAGAUGAAACAGGGAUGGUUUAUUGUUGGAAAUGUAAUAAACCCAACGAAAAUUUACAAAUAUUACAAGAUCCUGAAAAAUGGCAUAAAGAUAAUCCUAUAUUGAGUAUUGAUACAAAUCAUAAAUUGGAUCUCAUAUGUGUAUUAUCUAUGAAUGGUGUUUGUUCAAUUUGGAAAUGGGACGAUAAGGAUAGUGAUGAUGACAAUGAUGAGACAGGGAAAGAAAAAUAA